This is a messenger RNA of Bacillus rossius redtenbacheri, 4149 nucleotides long. Its product is annotated as lon protease homolog, mitochondrial-like. NCBI's taxonomy places the organism in Eukaryota, Metazoa, Arthropoda, Insecta, Phasmatodea, Bacillidae. Gene Ontology annotation, molecular function: ATP-dependent peptidase activity; serine-type endopeptidase activity; ATP binding. Gene Ontology annotation, biological process: mitochondrion organization; chaperone-mediated protein complex assembly; protein quality control for misfolded or incompletely synthesized proteins. Bases 907 to 3789 code for a protein of 960 amino acids. Gene Ontology annotation, cellular component: mitochondrial matrix. The record is from RefSeq and is a predicted model, not a curated record. The transcript has 17 exons.
GCAGAGUACGAAUCACCAUGGAACCUUUCGUGUGGCCGCUGCAAGAAACCAUGAGCCAGGUACUAUUCAGUUCCUUUAUUGGGUGUGCGGCCUAGAUGUGUGAAGUAGAAAACAUAUAGAAAUGACAAUGCAGCCAGUGCGCCUUGGCGCAGUAAAGGAUUGCGUCCUGCAGAUGUGAAGUUGCACAAUGCACAUGCUGUUACAUUGUGAAGCAUCGUUCAUACACACAACCAAGCAUGUUCUUGACAUUAUGUGAGCGAUUCUUUAUGUUUGAUCCGUGCGAUGAAACUGUAAGCAAACUCCGAAACAUAACCAUGUAAAUUAUGCAGAGCAUGCCAUUGAGAACCAGUCACCCUUCCUGAGUUCGUCAGACAUUCCCACAAAUAUAUUAUAGCCCAAAUCACACUGAAAUGCAAAGAUAAGCUCGAGCGCCAUAACAUUGCCGUCCGAUUUUACUUUUUUUUUAAUGACUAUUUCUAAAAUUGAAUCUGAUAUUUUUAUAGCUCUACCACAAAUAUCUUCAACAGAUAUAGACAGGUGGGCAAAUUUUAAUAAUCAUUUCUUGCUCGACUUUCUACGCUCUGUAAAUCUGAAUCCCGGUACUUUAUCUAAAUCUUGGAAACAAAUUAGUUUAGAAAUGUUUAGAGCGUCACAAUUUUAUUUCACAAGUAAACUAGAAUUUUGUAUGUCUUAAAUAUUGAUGUUGUGUAAUCUAUGAUAUGUGGUUGUUAUUGCAUCAUAUCAUUUAAAGUUUCAAACAUAGCCUAACAUUAAUCCGGUGUGUUGAAUUAUCCAGGCCUUAAUAUUUUAUUUCAGAUAAUAGAAACAUUUCAAUGCAUUGUUUAUAGAUGAAUUAUGUAAAGUGGCUUUGAUCAGAUGCGGUGAGUUGUCGGAACGUAAUGAAUCAUGUUGUCUAGAGCGUCGUUUUUGUGUGGUGGCAACUUUUCUGGUUUGUUUUCUAGACCUAAAUGCGAACUAGCAUGCCGAACACUUAGGACAUGUAUGCGAUAUCGCACUCGAACGGAUUUUAGUACUUUGCCUGUCGUUUAUGGUGAUUUAAGAAACAUCUGGUUACCUGUUCGAGAGAGAAGAUUUUGUGUUAACAGCACAUUCGGCUGUCGAAAUUUUUGCUCUCAGCGAGCUUCAGGUGAUGGAGGUGGUGACGGUAAAUCUCCUAGCAGUGAGGCAGGGGAUCAGGACAUCUCGAAUGAAGGAGCGGAAUCUGAGUUUGAGAAACGUCAGUCUCUUCCUGCAACAGUCGUCGUUCCAGAGGUGUGGCCGCAGCUGCCUCUUGUAGCUGUCAGCAGGAAUCCUGUUUUUCCACGUUUUAUAAAGCUAAUUGAAAUAUCCAACCCAAUGCUGAUAAAUCUCAUACGAAGGAAGGUGAAGUUGAAUCAGCCAUAUGUUGGGGUCUUCUUGAAAAAAAGUGAAGAAAAUGAAUCUGAAGUAGUGAACAGUGUGGAGGAUGUAUACUCGAUUGGUACAUUUACGCAAAUCCACGAGAUGCAAGAUAUGGGUGACAAAAUGCGUCUUGUGGUCAUGGCGCAUAGACGUAUCCGCAUGCUUGGUCAAAUUGUGGACAUUGAAGAGCUCGCACCAGAAGAGAUGGACGGGGAUAGCCGUCGACGCAAGCGAAGGAAGAAGCGACCCUUGGUGGUGAGCGCAGACAGUGACACAGAGCCGUCGGAGCCACAAGAAAUGGACAAGCAAGCAGAGGAAGUGAAGCAGCAGCCAGUGUUGAUGAUCGAGGUGGAGAACAUCGUGCACCACAAGUUUCAUCAGACGGAGGAAGUGAAGGCGCUAACACAAGAAUUGAUAAAGACCAUCCGAGACAUCAUCAGCAUGAACCCUCUGUAUCGUGAAAGCCUGCAGCAGAUGCUGUCUCAAGGCCAGCGUGUGGUGGACAAUCCCGUGUACCUCUCCGACCUUGGGGCGGCGCUGACGGGUGCGGAACCAAGGGAGCUGCAAGAGGUCCUCGAGGAAAUGGACAUCCCCAAGCGACUGCUGCUGACCCUGGCUCUGCUGAAGAAGGAGCUAGAGCUCAGCAAGCUGCAGCAGAAGAUCGGCCGCGAGGUGGAGGAGAAGGUGAAGCAGCAGCACAGGAAGUACAUCCUCCUCGAACAGCUCAAGGCCAUCAAGAAGGAACUGGGCUUGGAGAAGGAUGACAAGGACGCCAUCGAAGAGAAGUUCAGGGAGAGACUGAAGGAUAAAACAGUUCCAGAAGCCGUGAUGGAAGUCCUAGAAGAAGAAUUGAGCAAACUGGGAUUUUUGGAGAAUCACUCUUCUGAAUUCAAUGUCACGAGAAAUUAUUUAGAUUGGUUGACAUCUUUGCCGUGGGGAAUCACAAGUACUGAAAAUCUGGAUUUGCAGCAGGCCUCUGAGAUCUUAGAAAAGGAUCACUAUGGCAUGGAAGAUGUGAAGAAGAGGAUUUUGGAAUUCAUUGCUGUGAGCCAGUUGAAAGGAACAACACAAGGAAAAAUACUGUGUUUUUAUGGUCCUCCUGGUGUUGGCAAGACUAGCAUUGCCCAGUCGAUUGCUCGAGCCCUGAACAGACAGUAUUUCAGGUUCAGUGUUGGUGGUAUGACUGAUGUGGCAGAAAUAAAGGGCCACCGACGUACCUAUGUGGGUGCCAUGCCUGGCAAAGUGAUUCAGUGCUUGAAGAAGACUAAGACUGAAAACCCGUUGAUACUCAUUGAUGAGAUUGACAAAAUUGGCAAGGGCUACCAGGGGGACCCUUCUUCUGCGCUUCUGGAAAUGUUGGAUCCAGAACAGAAUGCAAACUUCUUGGACCACUACCUUGAUGUUCCAGUUGACCUGUCGAAGGUUCUGUUCAUCUGCACAGCCAACGUGACUGACACGAUUCCCGAGCCUCUGCGGGAUCGCAUGGAAAUGAUAGACAUGUCCGGCUACGUGGCAGAGGAGAAGCUGGCGAUAGCCAAGCAGUACUUGGUGCCUCAGGCAAUGAAAGACGGUGGACUGACUGAAGAGAAGGUCCACAUUGAUGACGACGCUUUGAAUGUUUUAAUAAAGUCUUAUUGUCGAGAGAGUGGUGUGAGAAAUCUACAAAAGCACAUAGAAAAGGUUGUGAGGAAGGUAGCAUUCAAAGUGGUAAAAAAUGAGAUUACACACAUAGAUGUUCUUCCAUCAAAUAUGCAGGAUUUUGUUGGCAAGCCUGUGUUCACACACGACCGGCUAUAUGACGAUACUCCUCCAGGUGUGGUUAUGGGUCUCGCGUGGACUGCUAUGGGUGGCUCGACGCUGUACGUCGAGACGGCGACGCGCCGACCCAGCGACGACGGUGAUGGCUCCCUGGAGCUGACGGGCCACCUGGGAGACGUCAUGAAAGAGUCUGCCAAGAUUGCACUGACGGUGGCUCGCAACUUCAUGAGCCAGCAUGACUCACAGAACACCUUCCUCAACACCAGCCACAUACACCUUCACGUGCCCGAGGGAGCCACCCCCAAAGAUGGCCCCAGCGCCGGGUGCACCAUAGUUACAGCUCUUCUCUCGCUAGCCAAGCAGCAGCCCAUCAGGCAAGACGUCGCCAUGACAGGAGAAGUGUCGUUGAUUGGGAAAAUCCUGCCUGUGGGUGGAAUCAAGGAGAAGACGAUUGCUGCAAAACGAGCCGGUGUGAACUGUAUCAUCCUGCCAGAGGAGAACAAGAAAGACUUUGAUGAUCUGCCAAGCUUCAUCUCGGAAGGCUUAGAAGUCCACUUCGUGGAACACUAUAAGGACAUUUACGACAUUGUUUUUGGAAACCAAAACAAAGGGAAAAAUAAAGUUUCGUAGCUGGGAGUUUAAAAAGUCUACAUGUUGUUAUUUAUUUUUUGUAAAGUAUAUUAUUUUGAGAGUGGGUUUUUAGGGCAGGCUGUUUAAAUUGUAAUGUAUAAUUAAACUUAUAAAAGGCUACUUAAUUAUACUUUGUUCAGUAUCUUGUGUAACAGCUAGAUUUGCAGCAGACAUCUAACAAUAUUCAUGCUGUGUUUCACUAACUUAACACAGGUGUACAUGUAUUGAACAGAAACUUCUAUUUGUCCUUUGGUUCAACAAUGACAAUGACCAAGACUAACAAUGUUAUGCAAUAGUUUGCUUUGAGCUUUCUGUUAAUUGGUAAGCUGUUUUUUUAUUAAAUGGGAGGUGUAACAUGAG